UCCAUCUCUCCUUAUCAAUUCGAACAAAUCUGAAACAACUUCAAUGAAAGCGCGUCUUUCUAGUUCUUCCCUCGCUUUCCUCCGCCAUGGGAACACUGCGAAUCAUACCUAACCCACUUUCUUACUCAAUCCACCUGCAAUUAACUCCUUCCGACCUUUCUAUCAAUCCCUUAUCGCACAUAUUGCGCUCAAUUUUACAGAUGGUAUGUUUAAUUAAAGGAAUCUGCCAUGGGAAGCAUUACCACGCAGCUCACAUAGCCGCUGUAUUAAGCAGGGCUUGGAUUGCUGGGGUUGAGCGAAUCGUUGUUGCAUGUAGAAUCAUUCAAGUUCGACGUGAUGAAUUUUGCUUAUGGAGUGAUUCGAAUCUCAAACAGCUGUUCCUGCCUUGAGAUAUUUUUUUAUCAACAAGAAUCAUUCA
Molecule: messenger RNA, 418 nt
Organism: Cucurbita moschata (crookneck pumpkin)
Lineage: Eukaryota; Viridiplantae; Streptophyta; Magnoliopsida; Cucurbitales; Cucurbitaceae
Exons: 3
Coding region: 87-389 (100 amino acids)
Source: RefSeq, a predicted model, not a curated record